AUGUCCCCACAUUCACCUGCCGACACUUUCGCUAUUGUGAUGAAUGCCUUUCUUUUCGCGUCAACUUUCUUCAUCCUUCGCCCAGUGCUUACCAUGCCAUUGGUACUUUACUCAAUUUCCGGAUGGAAUCUCAGUCAGGAAGCGAUUCUUUUUCUAUUCGUGGCAGCGACAACAAUCCUAUCUCGCUAUCUCGACAAUUCGGAGUUCCAAGCAAUCAAAAGCUUCAGCGCCGUCAUUUUCUUGAGUGGCGGUUCAUUUAGAAUUAUAUUUUAUGGGAUCACAGCGCCGGUUUUCUGGCUAUUAUGCACGUUUAUGGGCACAAUUUAUCUCAUUCAUCGUUUCUCGCUUAAUCGCGACAAGAAAAUCAGCAAAAAGACGCAACAACGACAGAAUCAACUUUUCCGGCUCACACUUAUUCAGGCUGCAAUCCUCGGCGCAACUCUCAUCGGUCCAGCUGUGAUCAUAAUUUUCGCGAUGGCUGAAUGGUUUCCCGUGGCCGAUAUUUGC
Molecule: messenger RNA, 507 nt
Organism: Mesorhabditis belari
Lineage: Eukaryota; Metazoa; Nematoda; Chromadorea; Rhabditida; Rhabditidae
Source: the annotation of a GenBank genome assembly